AUGGUCAAAAACGAAAGUUGUAGCCCUGCACUGUAUAGCUUCCUAAAUCUGUUUGAAUUAUGUUCUGAAGUGCUCCUGUUGUGGAGAUAUGAGUGUUCUGCUAUUAGGCUGAACCUGGAGAAGGCUGCUAUAGCGUCCGCUGAAAGGUCCGCCAACCUGUGGUUGAAAUAUGCUCCCACCUAUACUCUCUCCUGCAUCACACUCACCGACCUUAUGGAACAAACCAAAAAUUGUGACAAAGAUGUCGACAAGGCCAACACUAUCAUCUCUGGGAUGCAGGACCUCAAAGCAGAUGCCUGCUCUGCAAAAUUCAUGGACAAAACUGGGAAGACCUUGGCAUGUGUCUUUUCCCACAGAACACAGAUGAAUGACCAGGCUACAGCAGAAAGAAAAGGCAGGGGGGAAAGGACCGCCUACCCUGGACCCCAUAAAUGGAUGCUGAAGGACAUUCAAGCGUCUAAGUCUGAAGACCAGCACUGGGAUGGAAUUCCUCUAAAGCAACAUGCUUUGGAGAUAUCACCAAUGCGCACAAGAACUUCACCAGGUUUUUGGCCCCUCACCCCAACAAAAGGGGAUAUCCAGCAUAUCGGAAACAUGUUUUUCUUCCCCAAAGCCUCUUUCGACAAACUGAAAGGGAAGCCCCCUCUCUGGAACAAGAGAACAUUGUCUGGCACUCUUCCAGAUGUUGGACAAAGAAAUAACUAA
Laccaria bicolor S238N-H82 is the source of this 705-nucleotide messenger RNA. RefSeq lists its product as uncharacterized. Bases 1 to 705 code for a protein of 234 amino acids. The record is from RefSeq and is a predicted model, not a curated record. Lineage: Eukaryota; Fungi; Basidiomycota; Agaricomycetes; Agaricales; Hydnangiaceae. The transcript is spliced from 5 exons.